Messenger RNA from Carassius auratus (goldfish), 1497 nucleotides. RefSeq lists its product as uncharacterized. The record is from RefSeq and is a predicted model, not a curated record. The coding region runs from base 19 to 1209 and encodes 396 amino acids. The transcript has 4 exons. Gene Ontology annotation, biological process: DNA recombination; DNA integration. NCBI's taxonomy places the organism in Eukaryota, Metazoa, Chordata, Actinopteri, Cypriniformes, Cyprinidae. Gene Ontology annotation, molecular function: DNA binding.
UCCUCAAAGUGGUCUGAGAUGAUCUCACACACUGCUUUGGUGACACUGAAUGAGGCCAAAUUUAACAAGCCAUCAACACUUCCCUUCACCCAGGAUGUCCAGUCUCUUCAUCAGCUCCUUGAGAAGACUGCAGAUACUGCUUUUCAGAAACUACAAGAGACUGCAUCUCCUCAAAGCUAUGCAGAACUGGCCAAAGCAACACUCACCAGAAUCAUUGUUUUCAACCGCAGACGUGCAGGAGAGGUCUCUAAAAUGCCGCUGAAGGCUUUCAAUGAAAGGGACGGCACUUCUCUCCAUGAAGAUGUAGCGAUGGGCCUGAGCAAGUUUGAGCAGAAACUCUGCAGCCAUUUCAGUCGAGUUGAGAUCAGGGGGAAGAGGGGAAGAAAGGUUGCGGUUCUUCUCUCUCCUGAUAUGGUCGAUGCCCUGAUGCUACUGGUCAGCAGGAGAGGUACAUGUGGAGUGCUAGACACUAAUACUUUCUUGUUUGCUCGGCCAAACUGCCAGAGUUACUAUAGAGGCCAGGACUCUCUGAGGGUAUAUGCAAGGGAAUGUGGAGCUCAAAAUCCAGAAUUUCUCAGAUCCACUCAUCUUCGCAAGCACGUGGCUACGCUCUCUCAAAUCCUAAACCUGAAAAACAACGAGUUAGAUCAGGUUGCUGAUUUCUUAGGGCAUGACAUCCGUGUCCACCGUGACUAUUACAGACUGCCAGAAGCCACUACUCAGCUUGCUAAAAUAUCAAAGCUACUGUUAGCCAUGGAAAAGGGCUGCCUUCCUAAUCUUCAAGGCAAAUCCCUUGAUGACAUUGAGAUUGAAGAUGAGAUCAACAUGACGGAUUCUGAUGACAGUGAUCCUGAAGAAAGUGAAUCUGAUGAUGAGGCUCUUGCUGGAGCUGCGGGAAACUCCAGUAAUGCUGGUGUUCAGAAGAUGCCCAUUGAGAGCACCACUGAACUUCCUGAAGAGAGUGAGAGUGAGGCAGAAACUGAAAACCCACGGAGAGGGCAGAAGGUGUCCUGGUCAAACGCUGAAGUUACAGCUGUAAUGAAACAUUUUAAGGGCCACAUAGCUAAAGGAAAACUGGCCACACUGACUGAAUGCCAGCAGUGUAAAUCUGCUGAGGAUCCUGUUUUGGUGAGACGCAGUGCACAGAACAUAAGGGAUUUUGUAAGAAAUCGAGGAAUUAGCUUAAAAAGGAAAACCCAAAGCAAGUGAUGUUACAGUACAUUUUGUGUGUUCUUGAUGCCAUUCAAUUAACAUUAGCACUUUGGCUGUUGUUUUUAUUUCCCAUAGUGCAAUACUGUUAUGGCAGCAGUUCAUACGAAUAUCUCCUUGUAGAAAUCGAGGUUGACUGUUAGUUUGUCAAAAAUUACAAAAUUGUGUCAAUUUCUCAUUGAUUUUUGGAUGACCUGUCCCUUAAAGAGAAUUUAACUUCCAGAAUGAAAACUGUCAUCAUGUACUAACCCUCCACUUGAUCCAGCCCUGCAUCAGUUUCUUUCUUCU